AUGUUCGCAUUUGGAGCAUUCCGGCCUUCGUCAAUAUUAUCAGGUGGAUUACUAUGGAAGACACCAUGGAGAUUAUCACCUACUCGAAAAGCCAAUCAACGUAAGAGGUUAAAGCAAGUCGAUUCUGUCAUUUCAGCAGUAGCUGAAUCUGGUAUAACGACAAAAAGUUUAGAAAGAGCUCUGGCUUUACCUAUGGAAGGUGAGAUGAAAGCUAGAGAUAAAUAUACUACUUUCUCAAAACACCAUAAGGGAUAUAGGAAAUCACAACAUAAAGUACCCAAAUGGACAAGAUUAACACUACGUGAAAAUCCAAAAGGUUUCUAA
Messenger RNA from Kwoniella shivajii, 324 nucleotides. RefSeq lists its product as uncharacterized. Gene Ontology annotation, cellular component: mitochondrial large ribosomal subunit. Lineage: Eukaryota; Fungi; Basidiomycota; Tremellomycetes; Tremellales; Cryptococcaceae. Bases 1 to 324 code for a protein of 107 amino acids. Gene Ontology annotation, molecular function: structural constituent of ribosome. The transcript is spliced from 4 exons. The record is from RefSeq and is a predicted model, not a curated record.